Molecule: messenger RNA, 2822 nt
Organism: Ficedula albicollis (Collared flycatcher)
Lineage: Eukaryota; Metazoa; Chordata; Aves; Passeriformes; Muscicapidae
Gene: LIMA1
Product: LIM domain and actin binding 1
Exons: 8
Coding region: 279-2375 (698 amino acids)
Biological process (GO): actin filament bundle assembly
Cellular component (GO): plasma membrane; actin cytoskeleton
Molecular function (GO): actin filament binding
Source: RefSeq, a predicted model, not a curated record
UGUUUCCUUGUCGUGGGACUGGAGACCCUCCUUGUGUGGAUUUGAUUCCCAUUUCCUUUAAAUGUGGAUUCAGGUCUUUUGUGUGGCAUUUAACUCCUGGGGUUUGACUCCCUUUUGCCUUAUAAGGCCAUUCCUGUUUGCUCACUUCCUGCCUUACUCCUGACUUUUCUCUUCUCCCCCCUCCUUCCUUCCCUAUCCUGGAUGCUUUCUCCAUGUGGCACAGCUGGAACUAUUCACAGCUGGCCGGGAGCGGGGAUCGGUGCUGAGCUUCCUCCUGCAUGGAAAGGAAGCGCUUUGGGGAGCUGCGAUUAACUCCUUGUUCUUUGCAGAACGCAGAAAACCUGCCCGCUCAUUUGACCAGGGGGAAUCUGAGCGUGUUGAAGAAGAAGUGGGAGAAUCCGGCGCUGGGAGCGGAGUGUGGGAAGGAAACGAUCCGGAGCAGCUUUGCUGAGGUGAGGCACAAGGUCGGGCCGUCCCCGGGGGCUGGAGCUGCCUCUGGCCAGCAGCAGUGUCCCGCUGGUGACAGCACAGAGCCCCCCGGCCACUCCCGAGACAGUGGCAGCAUGGAAAACUGUGGGAGAGAGAUGGAAAAGCCCGAAGGCAGCGAGAGGUCGGAGUCUCCGGGGAGGAUCGAGAAGUACAACGUGCCCCUGAACAAGCUCAAGAUGAUGUUCGAGAAGGGUGAAGCCGCUCAGCCCAAGCAGGGCCCCCGGGAGCCGCGGAGGGCGGCCGUGGGCAGGAGGAUUUCGGAGAACAGCCUCUCCUUGGAGGACUGGGAUGCUGCCCAAGGAGAGAGGAGCCACAGCACAGCAGCAGGGUAUUUUGUAGAGAGCAGCCCAGACAAGGCAGAGAGCAGGAAGAACAUGGACAUGCCCCGUUUAUCAGAGACAUCCAUAAAGGACAGGCUGGCCAAGUACCAGGCAGCUGUGUCCAAGCAGGGCAGCUCCUCAGGCAUCACUCCCAUGAGUGAGAUUCAAGCCAGUGAGAGUGAACUCAAGAAUUACAAAUCUGGGCAGAAGGAGAAUAUGGCACCAAUUGAGGACUCCAGUUCCUGUCAGGAUGGGGAGAAGGUUUCUGUAGGUGACAACAGCUUGUCUUUGCACUCUGGUCUGCUGGAGGAUGGCCAUGCUGGACAGCCAGAGAGCGAGGCAGAAGCUCAGAAAGCUGCCAGCUCAAAGCAGCAGAACCUUGGUGCUAAAGCAGCUGGGCAGACAGAGGCCUCCCCACCAAAGGGAGUGAAGAAAUUCCAGUUGCCAAUGAAGGAAACCUGUGUUGGGUGUCAGAAGACCGUGUACCCCAUGGAAAGGCUCUUUGCCAACCAGCAGGUGUUUCACAUCAGCUGCUUCCGCUGUUCCUAUUGCAACAGCAAACUCAGCCUCGGGACGUACGCCUCUCUGCGUGGGAACAUCUACUGCAAACCUCACUUCAAUCAGCUCUUCAAGUCCAAAGGAAAUUAUGAUGAGGGCUUUGGACACAAGCAGCAUAAGGAAUUGUGGGCAGGGAAAACUGAAUGUGAAGAAUCCCCGGAGAAAAUCAGCCAUGGUGUGAAUGCAGCAGAAACUCCACAAAGCCCAGGAGUAGAGGAUGCCCCGAUUGCAAAAGUGGGAGUUCUGGCAGCAAGUAUGGAAGCAAAAGCUUCAGCUGCGCCUGAAAGAGAAGAGAAACCAGCAGAAACAAAAAAGCUCAGGAUCGCCUGGCCACCUCCAUCUGACCAAAGUACCCAAGGAAGUGCCUUAGAUGAGGGCAUCAAAGUACUCAAACCCAAGUGGCCUCCAGAAGAAGAGAUUUCCAAGCCAGAUGUGCAGGAGGAUGUGGAUCUGGAUCUCAAAAAGUUAAGAAGAUCUUCCUCGCUGAAGGAGCGAAGUCGCCCCUUUACAGUCGCAGCCUCAUUUAGAACAAUGUCUGUUAAAGGCCAUAAAACAGAGAAUUCACCCUCUCCCUCUAAGGAAGAGAGAGACAUGUUGAAAAGGAGUGAGGAACUGGAGAGAGAGGUUGUCACACAGAAAAAGCAAAAGGAAAAGAAGGUUGAGCAUAGGAACAGCCAGAACACCAGGGAGAAAAACAUGGAAGAAGAAUUGUCUGGUAUCAAAACAGUAGAGCACAAUGUUGUAGAGAAUGGCCAGGUGAAUGCAGACACAGAUGAGGAAGAACACACUACAGAGGAGCCAGAAAUUCCAAAGGAAGAAUUCCUUGAACCAAAUUCUCCUAAACAAUCCAGCUUAGCCAAUGUUGUGACCGCCAAGGAAUCAUCUCCAACCCAGAACCGCAAAUCCCAAGAUGUUGGUUUUUGGGAGGGUGAAGACGUGGAAGAUUUAUCUGUGGAAGAGCAGAUCAAAAGGAAUCGCUACUAUGAAGAUGAUGAUGAUGAUGAAUAAAUUGGCCUUUUACUAGAAAACUUGCUGCAAGGUGCUGGGCCUUUUGAAAUGGGUAUUUUUUAGCUUUAACAAACAGCUCUCCUGGAUGAAGUGAUGCUGCACUGCACAUCGGCGUUAAGGGAAUCUACCUACACAUUAUCUCAGCUAGAAAACUCUGGAAGCAAAUUCUUUAGGUGCAUGGAACCUGUGGCUGGCUGUGGGAUGGCUUCAGCAGGUAGUGUCUGUCCCCAGCAUGAGAACAGAGCUGUUCUCUACUGUCUUAUCCCUUUGAGCUUCACUAGGUAUUUCACUAACAAUUUCUGGAAUUGUUCCAGGGCCCCUGGAACACACCACCAACACCACUACAAAUGCUACUGCAGUGCUUAGGGACCAACUGCAAAGGGACUUUCUGGCCUGCUUUAAAAUGGUCACUUCAUGCACUUUAAUACAUGGAAAGGGCACAACUGG